Penicillium expansum is the source of this 1500-nucleotide messenger RNA. Its product is annotated as sugar porter family MFS transporter. The transcript has 7 exons. The record is from RefSeq and is a predicted model, not a curated record. Gene Ontology annotation, cellular component: membrane. Gene Ontology annotation, molecular function: carbohydrate:proton symporter activity. The coding region runs from base 1 to 1500 and encodes 499 amino acids. Gene Ontology annotation, biological process: transmembrane transport; carbohydrate transport. NCBI's taxonomy places the organism in Eukaryota, Fungi, Ascomycota, Eurotiomycetes, Eurotiales, Aspergillaceae.
AUGCGUCUCUCGCCAGCAUGGUACCAGUUCCUGGUUGGCGUCUUUGCCUCUCUUGGAUCAUUCCUUUAUGGAUAUGAUCUGGGUGUCAUCGCCGAGGUGCUUGUCUGUCAAUCAUUUAAAGCAAAGUUUGAGGCAAAUGAUACUCAAACAGGUUUAAUUGUGUCUCUGUUCACAGCUGGCGCAUGCGUCGGUGCUGGCUUUGCGGGUCCCAGUGGCGAUUAUUUAGGUAGACGACGGACCAUCUCGUUGGGAUGUCUUAUCUUCACCCUCGGAGGUGGUCUUCAAACCGGUGCGAGAACAAUUGCCUACCUAUACAGUGGACGAUUCCUGGCCGGGUUAGGCGUCGGUUUCCUCACGAUGAUGAUUCCUCUCUACCAAGCCGAGAUCUGUCACCCCAGCAUCCGUGGUAGAGUGACGGCCUUGCAGCAAUUUAUGCUAGGUAUUGGAGCGCUGUGUGCCGGAUGGAUUGGCUACGGAACGUACACCGGCUUUUCGCCGGAUAACAAUGCACAAUGGCAACUUCCUCUCGGUUUGCAGAUUGGUCCUGCGGUGUUCUUGGGUCUUUUGAUCUCUUUCUUCCCUGAGUCGCCUCGCUGGCUCAUCGACAACAACCGAGCCGAAGAGGGAUUGCGUACAUUGGCCAAGCUUCAUGCCCAUGGGGAUGAAAAUGAUACUUGGGUCCAGGCCGAAUUUGCCCAGAUUCAAGAGAGCAUCACAUUUGAACACGAGAACGAGGCAAAGUCAUAUGUGGAGCUGUUGACAAAUCGCCCCUCGUUCCGUCGGUUGUUCCUUUGCUGUGCAUUGCAAGCAUCGGGCCAGAUGACCGGUGUAUCCGCCAUUCAAUACUACUCGCCCACAAUUUACGGCCAAAUCGGUAUCUCCAACGAAGACACAUUGAAGUACCAGGCAAUCAACUCCAUCAUCGCAUUGAUCGGACAGUUCCUGUGCAUGAUGUACAUUGAUCGCUUCGGUCGUCGCUGGACUCUGAUCGGUGGUAAUCUCGGCAACAUGGUGACCUUUAUCGUUGCAACCGUGCUGCUCGCACAGUUCCCUCCAACAAGCAACAACACCGGCGCGCAUUGGGGAUUCAUCAUCAUGACUUGGCUGUACAAUUUCUCGUUCUCGGCAACCUGCGGUCCUUUGACUUGGAUUAUCCCAGCCGAGGUGUUCGAUACUCGCACACGUGCCAAGGGUGUCUCGAUUGCCACGAUGAUUUCUUACGCUUUCAACACAAUGAUCGGUCAGGUCACACCCAUUGCAAUGACGAAUAUUGGGUAUCGCUAUUACUACCUAUUUGUCGUCUGUAACUUCACCAAUGCGCUCUUCUUCUGGCUCUUGCUUCCGGAGACAAAGCGCGUGCCUCUCGAGGAAAUGAACCAAAUGUUCACAAAUGCACCAUGGAUUGUGCCUGGAAGUCGCAAGGAAGACUAUAUGACUCAUGAUCUGGAGCGCAAGGUCGAGGCGCAGGAGGUGAAGCAAAAUGCGGUCCAUGUUGAGUAG